Molecule: messenger RNA, 2088 nt
Organism: Penicillium cataractarum
Lineage: Eukaryota; Fungi; Ascomycota; Eurotiomycetes; Eurotiales; Aspergillaceae
Exons: 3
Coding region: 1-2088 (695 amino acids)
Biological process (GO): fatty acid beta-oxidation using acyl-CoA oxidase; lipid homeostasis
Cellular component (GO): peroxisome
Molecular function (GO): FAD binding; fatty acid binding; acyl-CoA oxidase activity
Source: RefSeq, a predicted model, not a curated record
AUGCCAUCUCCACCUCCAGACUGGGUCAAGGCUCUCAAGCCCGGUGGCCCGCAGGGUUCCGAAUUGCUCGCCCAGGAACGCGCCCAAUCCAAUGUCGACGUCGAGAAGCUCUCCGAGUUGCUGCACACCAAGGAGGCUCUGGAGCGUCAAGACAAGUUGGUCAAGAUGCUCCAGCCCGAGAAGGUCUUCGACAAGUCGCAGAAUCACUCCCUCGGCCGUGUCGAGCGGCUGAAGCGGGCGCUGGCCAAGGCUAAGCGCCUCCAGCAGUUGGCUGAGCAGAACCAGUGGUCUAUGGAGGACUUGCACGCUGCCAAUGAGUUGAUCGGAGAGCCUACUCCCUACGGUCUCCAUGCUAGCAUGUUCUUGGUCACCCUCCGCGAACAAGGCAGCCCCGAGCAGCACAAGCUCUUCCUCGAGCGCGCCGAAAAGUACCAGAUCAUUGGUUGCUACGCCCAGACCGAGCUGGGUCAUGGAUCCAACGUUCGCGGCCUCGAGACCACCGCUACCUGGAACCCUGAUGACAAGACCUUCACCAUCAACUCUCCCACACUCACUGCUUCCAAGUGGUGGAUUGGCUCUCUCGGCCGCACUGCCAACCACGCCGUGGUCAUGGCUCAGCUCUUUAUCGGUGGCAAGAACUAUGGUCCUCACCCCUUCGUGGUGCAGGUUCGCGACCUGGAGACCCACCAGCCCAUGGAGAACGUCUAUGUCGGUGACAUUGGUCCUAAGUUCGGUUACAACACCAUGGACAACGGUUUCCUGCUGUUCAACAAGGUCAAGAUCCCUCACAUCAACAUGCUUGCCCGCUUCUCCCGUAUCGACAAGGAGACCAACAAAUACGUCCGCCCUACUAUGCCCACUCUCGUCUACGGUACCAUGACCUGGGUCCGCUCCAACAUCGUUCUCCAAUCCGGUGGUGUCUUGGCUCGUGGUGUCACCAUUGCCACUCGUUACUGCGCCGUCCGCAGACAGUUCCAGGACCGCGAUGCCGACCCCAACGCCGGAGAGACUCAGGUCCUCAACUAUAAGAUGGUGCAGGUCCGCCUGUUGCCCCUCCUUGCCUCCAUGUAUGCCCUCCACUUCACUGGUCGUGGUAUGAUGCGCCUGUACCAGGAGAACCAGAAGCGCAUGCAGGCGGCUGCUUCUCCCAGCCAGGACUCUCGUGGCCCAGGUCCCGAGGAGCUUCGUGCUGGUGCCGAUCUGCUGGCAGAUCUGCACGCCACCUCCUGCGGUCUCAAGGCUCUGGCCAGUACCACUGCCGGUGAGGGUCUCGAGGUCUGCCGUCGCACCUGUGGUGGUCACGGUUACAGCAGCUACAGCGGUAUUGGACCGUUCUACUCUGACUACCUGCCCACUCUGACCUGGGAGGGUGAUAACUACAUGCUCACCCAGCAGGUCGCCCGCUACCUGCUCAAGUCUGCCCGUGCCGUGCUUUCCGGCAAGGCCGCUGACAACGACACCUCUCGCAUUCUCCGCAACUACCUUGACCGCCGUGACAAGGGUGCCUCCUUCGACAUCCUCGAGGAGGACCAGGACAUCGUGGAUGCCUUUGCCUGGCGUACUGCCCACCUCACAUUCGAGGCCCUGAAGCACCGUGAUGCCGAGAAGCGCUCAUGGAACAGCCUGCUGGUCGACUUCUGGCGCCUGUCCACCGCCCACUCCCAGUACCUGGUUGUGAAGAACUUCUACGAGGCCGUCUCCUCUCCCGAACUCUCCCAGUCCCUGGACCAGGACACCAAGACCCUGAUGCACCAGCUCUUCCGCCUCUACGCCCUGCACACCCUCGAGCGUGAGGCCGCCGAGUUCUUCUCCUCCGGUGCCGUGACCGUUCGCCAGAUCGGCCUGACCCGCACCACCGCCGUCAUGAAGCUCCUCGACGAGAUCCGCCCUCACGCCGUGCGCCUGGUCGACGCCUGGGCCAUCCCCGACUGGCAGCUGGACAGCAGUCUGGGCCGUUACGACGGUGACGUCUACCCCGAUCUGUUCCGCCGCGCCAGCCAGGAGAACCCCGUCAACGACCUGGUGUUCGAUCCUUACCCGUGGAACGAGGCUCUGCUUAAGAACGAGGCUCCCAAGAGCAAGCUCUAG